Messenger RNA from Thermothelomyces thermophilus ATCC 42464, 755 nucleotides. RefSeq lists its product as uncharacterized. The record is from RefSeq and is a predicted model, not a curated record. NCBI's taxonomy places the organism in Eukaryota, Fungi, Ascomycota, Sordariomycetes, Sordariales, Chaetomiaceae. Gene Ontology annotation, molecular function: protein folding chaperone. Gene Ontology annotation, cellular component: prefoldin complex; cytoplasm. The coding region runs from base 61 to 414 and encodes 117 amino acids. The transcript has 4 exons. Gene Ontology annotation, biological process: protein folding.
CGAUCCCAAAUGUCAAAUCUCGAAACGACAGCUGUGUUUCCUUGACUCCCCACAUCAGCCAUGGCAUCUCAGACAGCGGCAGCUAAGAGGCAACAAGACCUCCAAGUGCAAUACACCACUUACAAGAAUACUCUACAGCAGAUCGCUCAGAAAAUUGGCGAUGUCGAGCAGGAAGCCGAAGAGCAUAAACUCGUUCUUGAAACGUUGGAACCCCUUCCCGGUGAUCGCAAAUGCUUCCGCAUGAUCAAUGGUGUUCUCGUGGAGCGAACCGUCAAGGAUGUGAUCCCCGCUCUCCGAACGAAUGCCGAAGGGCUGAAGAAGGUCCUGGAUGAUCUCGUCAAGCAGUACAAGGCCAAGCAGGAUGAGCUUGACAGGUGGAAGAAAAAGAACAAUGUCCAGGUUGUGCAGUCAUGAAGGUGCAGCCGCGCGGUGGAGGAUUUGAGGUGACACCAUAAAGGCCAUGUCAUCGUCACAAGACCGAAAGAACUCGAGGGCGUGUUGACUUGCUCAAGUCGGGCUGGCAAAACAGCAUCUUGGGGUGACGCCCCAUGCAGAGACGGACUUGUUCCCCUCCCCCCCCUUCUCCCUUUUCUUCUGCGACGCCAUGUCACACCCCUUGCUUCCUCAAGCAGUUGCGCACGGGAAGGGAACCCGGCCACAGGCCACCAUGAAGAAAAUGCAAUAUGCCUGCGGAGGUUGACGACAUGUAGAAUAGUUGUUCCCUUUUACUCCGAAGGUGUGCUGAGUUGUACAAG